This is a messenger RNA of Funneliformis geosporum, 1170 nucleotides long. The record is from the annotation of a GenBank genome assembly. Lineage: Eukaryota; Fungi; Glomeromycota; Glomeromycetes; Glomerales; Glomeraceae.
AUGUCGCCUCCAAGUUCUAUAGAAUUGCAAACACUUACCAAUCUAUAUCAAAGAGCAAAGCAUGCUUUUCUUUUAAGAAAAUAUGAUUCUUCACAUUUACUAUGUUCCUCUGCAAUCUCUAAACUUCUGGACCUUUCACCAGUUCCCUCACCUUCAAUAAAAAUUUUACAAACUAAAAUUUGGAAUCUUUACAUUAAUCUAGUUGCAGCUAUACUUGCAGAAAGGUCACCAGUAGUAACUCAAGAUCUCGAGAUUAAGAGACUUUUAGAACGAUCACCUGAGAAAGUUGUCAACGAUGUAUGGCUUAAAGUUAUUAACGAAGGAUAUGCCGAAGAAAUUGGUGAAGUUCCUGGUGAAGUCGUCGUAGCAUGUAUCCUAUUUUGCUUAAAUCAACGAGAAGCACUAAAUGGACGUAAUAUAAUUGAAGAAUGGUUUAACGCACUUUCGGAUGAAUUAAUAUUGCAUCUUGAACACAUGUCUUCUAAACACGUAACUAGUGAUCCAAUUUUAAAUUCUUAUGAGAAGGUUGUGGAAUUGUACCUUUUACAAGUAUUACCAAAGUUAAAGGAUUGGGAUUUAGCUUCAAAAUUCCUUGCUGAUAAUGAAAUUAUUAAUAAGGACCGCAAGAAAGCUUAUGAACAAACACUUUUAAAAUUAAAAGAAAGGACAAACAAACCCACACCACUUAAGUAUACUAAACCAAAGAAAGACAAAUCAAAAAGAGAAGAAGGCAAUGGACAUCAUAUUAGUAGCAUUUUAAACGUUCGAUCAAAUUACAUUUUCACAAAUGGGAUGGAAAUAUUAACAAAUAAUCAAAAAUAUGGAUCAUCUUCGUCUCCAUCAUCAAAUAUGAUGACUUGUAAUAAUGGACAAUUCACUCGCUCUUUACAUUCGGGAACAAGAACAACGGCUACAGUGACAAGUAGUAGGAACAUUGUAGACAAUCGACCGUCUACCGUCAAUCGUAUAGUAUCAAAUCGUAUAAUGGAAUACUUGAUGUUGUAUUUGCAAAGGAUGAUGUCCAAAAUGUCUGCUCCUGGGUUUUUGUUCUUCAUCAUGAUAUUAUUUGUGUUCUCUACCAGAUCUAAUAUCAAAAAAAAGCUACACGAUGCAUUUUAUAAAUGGUUAGCUAAAUUAUGGCAAACUCUGAAGGCGGCCACUUAUAUUUAA